UUAUAUUAGUGCAGAAACACUUGUACCUUUAAUAUUUAAAUGCCCUUGGAGUCUGCUGGGGAAGAGAUAGAAAUAAUACUGUCAGUCAGUAUGACAUGCAGAAUCGAGUGCCGUCGAUCUUAGAAUCACCGCACACUUCACUUCAUUUGAGGCAGUCUUACCGGGGCCAAGAUAAACCAGAGUGUGGAGCCGCCACAGUUUGUGGCGGUGGAGGCAGCAGCAAUGGGGAGGCCAUACAGCACCCCCUAUGACAAAAUGGGAAACCCACAGCGCAGUGUGAGGAGACCCUGAAAGUGGCACAUGGCAGAGUGUGGCGAUGGAGCCCCCCCCCACAGCAGCAAUGGGAGGCCGUACAGGGACCCAUGACUACACUCUGGACCUGGCAGCAGCAUUGGAGGAGGCGGUACAGGGGCCCAUGACAGAUUACGGGACCUGGCAGAAGCAUGAGGAGUCGGUACGGGGGCCCAUGGCAGAUUACGGGCCUGGCAGCAGCAUUUGGGGCGGUACAGGGGCCCAUGGCAGAGUGUGCGGAGCUGAGCAGCGUGGGGAGGACGACUAUCAAGAGUCCAAUCGGCAGAGUGGCGGAGCGGAAGCAGCUUCAAUUGAAGGCCAUACACAGUCCUAGGUUAAAUAGUCCCCCCAGCAGCAGUGUGGGGAGG
This is a messenger RNA of Staurois parvus, 659 nucleotides long. Lineage: Eukaryota; Metazoa; Chordata; Amphibia; Anura; Ranidae. The record is from the annotation of a GenBank genome assembly.